AUGAAGGUCUUGGCCGCAGGAGUUGUGCCCCUACUGCUGGUUCUGCACUGGAAACACGGGGCAGGGAGCCCCCUUCCCAUCACCUCUGUCAAUGCCACCUGUUCCACACGCCACCCAUGUCACAGCAACCUCAUGAACCAGAUCAGGAACCAACUGGCGCAGCUCAACACCAGUGCCAACGCCCUCUUUAUUCUCUAUUACACAGUCCAGGGGGACCCAUUCCCCAGCAACUUAGACAAGCUGUGCGCCCCCAAUGUCACGGACUUCCCACCCUUCCACGCCAACGGCACGGAGAAGGAGCGCCUGGUGGAGCUCUACCGCAUCAUCGCGUACCUCGGGGCCUUCAUGGGCAACAUCACGCGGGACCAGAAAUUCCUCAACCCACAGGCCCACAACCUCCACGGGAAGCUGAAUGCCACGGUCGACAUCCUGCGGGGCCUGCUCAGCAACGUGCGCUGCCGCCUGUGCACCAAGUACCACGUGGGCCACGUAGAUGUCACCUACAGCCCCGACACCUCGGGCAAGGACUCCUUCCACAAGAAGAAAAUGGGCUGCCAACUCCUGGCAAAGUAUAAGCAGGUCAUCCCCGGGGUGGCCCAGGCCUUCUAG
Molecule: messenger RNA, 609 nt
Organism: Suncus etruscus (white-toothed pygmy shrew)
Lineage: Eukaryota; Metazoa; Chordata; Mammalia; Eulipotyphla; Soricidae
Gene: LIF
Product: LIF interleukin 6 family cytokine
Exons: 3
Coding region: 1-609 (202 amino acids)
Biological process (GO): immune response
Cellular component (GO): extracellular region
Molecular function (GO): cytokine activity; leukemia inhibitory factor receptor binding
Source: RefSeq, a predicted model, not a curated record